Molecule: messenger RNA, 4008 nt
Organism: Hirsutella rhossiliensis
Lineage: Eukaryota; Fungi; Ascomycota; Sordariomycetes; Hypocreales; Ophiocordycipitaceae
Product: e1-E2 ATPase domain-containing protein
Exons: 6
Coding region: 1-4008 (1335 amino acids)
Biological process (GO): calcium ion transmembrane transport; intracellular calcium ion homeostasis
Cellular component (GO): membrane; intracellular membrane-bounded organelle
Molecular function (GO): P-type calcium transporter activity; ATP binding; ATP hydrolysis activity
Source: RefSeq, a predicted model, not a curated record
AUGCCCGACGCCAACGACGCCGAGCCGCCUCCUGGCCCUGUGGCUGGGCGAAGGAGGGCGCCGACGAUAACUAUUGAUACCACGGCAGUCAGCGCCAACAACAAUAAUAACAGAGCCGAAAUGGCCCCUGAGCCGUGGUCGCGGCCGAACCCAUCCGUCUCGCCCAUAUCGCCUCAAGACGAUGCCCGCUCCGAACCGCACCAAGAGCCCCCCCUCGACAACAUGGACAGCCGGCCCACGAGUCCGCACAACGUCUCGAGCCCAGUCUUGCCGCGCACCAACGAUGGCGGAGCUGGCUUCCUCUCUCACGGCGAGACGACGGUGGUCGCAUCCAGCUACACACAGGUCGAAAAGAUGAAGGGGUUGGGCAAUAACAAGAUUAUGAAGGACGAAAAGGCUCUGAGUCCCGACGCCGGUACCGAGGACGACUUCAAGGUCGACAACAAUCCCUUCGCCUUCACGCCCGGGCAGCUCAACAAGAUGUUCAACCCCAAGAGCCUGCCAGCCUUUUACAAGCUUGGCGGUUUGCGCGGGCUAGAAAAGGGCCUGAGGGCCGAUCGCAAGGCUGGUCUGAGUCCCGAGGAGACGCAUCUGGAGGGGCACGUCACUUUUGAAGACGCCACUGCCAAGAGCGACAAGCGGGCGACCGAGGAUCGAUACCGCGUCUUCCGGGACAAUCGUCUGCCGACCAAGAAGGGCAAGAGCCUGCUUCAGCUCAUGUGGAUCACCUACAACGACAAGGUUCUCAUCCUGCUGUCGAUUGCGGCAGCCAUCAGUCUUGGUGUCGGCUUAUAUCAGACUUUUGGCCAGGCACACGGCCCAGACGACCCCCAGGUCGAAUGGGUCGAGGGUGUCGCCAUCAUCGUGGCCAUUGUCAUUGUCGUCAUUGUGGGAUCGCUCAACGACUACUCCAAAGAGCGACAGUUCGCCAAGCUCAACAAGAAGAAACAGGACCGCAAUGUCAAGGUGAUACGCGCUGGGAAGACGACCGAGAUUUCCGUCUACGACAUCAUGGUCGGCGAGGUGAUUCAUUUGGAGCCGGGGGACUUGGUGCCGGCCGAUGGCGUGCUCAUCGAGGGCUUCAACGUCAAAUGCGACGAGUCGCAGACGACUGGCGAGUCGGAUAUUAUCCGCAAGCGACCUGCCGAUGAAGUCUACGCCGCCAUCGAGAACAAUGAAAAUCUCAAGAAAAUGGACCCGCUCAUCCAAUCCGGCGCCCGUAUCAUGGAGGGUGUCGGCACCUACAUGGCCACCUCGACCGGCAUCUUUUCGUCGUACGGCAAGACGCUCAUGGCCCUCAACGAGGACCCGGAGAUGACACCCCUGCAGGCCAAGCUCAACGUCAUAGCCACCUAUAUUGCCAAGCUUGGAGGCGCUGCCGGCCUGCUCCUGUUCAUUGUCCUUUUCAUCGAGUUCCUUGUUCGCCUUCCGCGCCUCGAUGACACGGUUACGCCUGCGCAGAAGGGCCAGAUGUUCCUCAACAUCUUCAUCGUGGUCGUCACCAUCAUCGUCGUGGCUGUUCCCGAGGGCCUCCCACUUGCCGUGACACUCGCCUUGGCUUUUGCCACGACGCGCAUGCUCAAGGAUGCCAACCUGGUCCGCCAUCUCAAGGCCUGCGAAGUCAUGGGCAAUGCGACGACCAUUUGCUCAGACAAAACGGGAACCUUGACGCAGAACAAGAUGCAGGUUGUCUCAGGCACCGUGGGAACCAGUCAUAGGUUUGGCGGGGCCCAGCAAGCGCCCGUGGAUGAUGAUGAUGAUGCAGAGACGGCUCCCUUGGACACGAGCGCGGACAUCUCUGCGUCGGAAUUCACGUCCAUGCUCAGCGCUCCCGUCAAGGACCUGCUGCUCAAGUCCAUCGCCCUCAACUCGACCGCUUUCGAGGGAGAGGUUGAAGGCGAGAAGACGUUUAUUGGCUCAAAGACGGAGACGGCCCUUUUGCUCUUCGCCAAGGCGCACCUCGCAAUGGGGCCGGUCAGCGAGGAGCGCAACAGUGCGAAGACGCUCCAAAUCAUUCCCUUCGACUCUGGGCGCAAGUGCAUGGGCAUCGUUGUCCAGCUGCCCAAGGGAAAGGCCAGGCUGUUCGUCAAGGGCGCCUCCGAAAUCGUUCUCGCCCAGUGCAGCCAGAUCCUGCAGGAUCCUUCCGCCGACGACUCCGUCAAGCCGCUUUCGCAGGGCAACGCGGACACGAUCACGAGCCUCAUUGCGAGCUACGCCACGCGCUCUCUGCGGACGAUUGGCAUUUGCUACCGAGACUUCGAAUCGUGGCCGCCAAAGGCCGCCCGUCGUGGAGACGGCGGGAAGAACGAGGUUGAGUUUGAGGAUAUCUUUCAGAACAUGUCUUUUAUCGGAAUGGUUGGCAUCCAGGACCCCUUGCGCGACGGGGUUUACCACUCGGUCAAACUCUGCCAGAGGGCCGGCGUGGUGGUGCGCAUGGUGACGGGCGACAACAAACUCACUGCCCAAGCCAUUGCCAAGGAAUGCGGCAUCCUGCAGGGCAACAGCAUCAUCAUGGAGGGUCCCGAGUUCCGCAACCUGAGCAAGCUGCAGCAAGAGGAAAUCAUCCCGAGGCUGCACGUCUUGGCCAGGUCCAGCCCCGACGACAAGCGGACCCUGGUCAAGAGACUCAAGGACAAGGGCGAGACGGUGGCUGUGACUGGCGACGGCACCAACGACGCGCCCGCGCUGAAGAUGGCCGACGUCGGCUUCUCGAUGGGCAUCGCCGGUACCGAGGUGGCCAAGGAGGCAUCGGCCAUCAUCCUCAUGGACGACAACUUCUCCAGCAUCGUCAAGGCGCUGAAGUGGGGUCGCGCCGUCAACGACGCCGUCAAGCGCUUUCUGCAGUUUCAGCUCACCGUCAACAUCACGGCCGUCAUCCUCACCUUUAUCACGGCCGUCUCAAGCGAGACCGAACAGUCGGUCCUGACGGCGGUGCAGUUGCUGUGGGUCAACCUCAUCAUGGACACACUGGCGGCGCUGGCACUGGCGACGGAUCCGCCCCAGGACAGCGUCUUGGAGAGAAAGCCCGAGCGCAAGGGCUCCUCCAUCAUCUCGACGACCAUGUGGAAGAUGAUCCUGGGACAGGCCCUCUACCAGCUCGCCAUCACGCUGCUCCUGUACUACGGUGUCCCCAAGGGCCUGAUUGACGGCAUCAUUAGCAACGAUCCCCUGCCCAGCGACCAGGUCAACACGUUGGUGUUCAACACGUUUGUAUGGAUGCAGAUUUUCAACCAGUGGAAUAACCGGCGCCUGGACAACAAGUUCAACAUCUUUGAGGGCCUGACGAAGAACUGGUUCUUCAUAGCCAUUAGCGCCAUUAUGUGUGGUGGACAGGUCUUAAUCAUCUUUGUCGGAGGCGCAGCCUUCCAGAUCGCCAGGGACGGGCAAGACGCUGCCUUGUGGGGUAUUGCCAUCAUCCUGGGCGUCUUUUCGAUCCCGGUGGGCGUGGUGCUCCGCCUCAUCCCGGACGGGGUGAUGGAGGCUCUGGUUCCCGACUUCCUCAAGCAGCGGGCGCACGGGGUGCCGGGCCUGACGGUUUCGGACGAGGAAAUGGACAUGUACCCGGAGCCACUGGCGGACGUGCGGGACGAGCUCAAUUUCCUCAGGCGGAUGAAGGGAGGACGGCUGAACAACUUGAAGUUUGCGAUCCAGCACCCCAAGGAGACUCUGCGGCAACGAUCGAGAAGCCCGUCGCACUCACGGUCGGGGUCGGUCAACGCGCCGCAGACGCCGACCCGGGAGGACAGCUUCGGGUCACGGGCGGCGACGCCGGACUCGCGGCAGCGGUCCAAGUCGACGCGAUCACGGUCCAACUCUGCGCUAGGAGCGCCGACAGUCAUGGCGGGGAUCGUGGCUGCAGGCGUGGCGGCGGGAUGGUCACCCAUGGGCCGCGUGAGCCCGGAGGGCCAGGGGGACGGCGGCGAGUCGAGGGCGCCCGAGGGGAACAGGGGCCGAAAAAGCGAAGGGGUCGAUGCACAAAUCAGCAGCGAGGGGCGAAAACCGGAGUAA